Messenger RNA from Dentiscutata heterogama, 343 nucleotides. The record is from the annotation of a GenBank genome assembly. Lineage: Eukaryota; Fungi; Glomeromycota; Glomeromycetes; Diversisporales; Gigasporaceae.
AGAUGGUGAAGGUUUUCUUCUAGUUUAUUCCAUAUCUUCGCGAUCCACAUUCGAACGUGUAGAACGAUUUCAUGAUCAGAUUAUUAGGGUAAAAGAUAAUGAACCAGUUCCACUUAUGCUUGUUGGUAAUAAAUGUGACAAAAUUACUGAACGAGAGGUCUCACGAGAAGAAGGAAUGAAUAUGGCAAGAAGACUCAAAUGUGAUUUCAUUGAAAGUUCCGCAAAGACAUGUGUAAACGUGGAAAGGGCGUUUUAUGGAGUGGUCAAAAUGAUAAGGCAAAACAGAGAGGGCGGAAAAGAUAGCAGAAGGAGUAAGAAGAAAGCAAAGUGCGCAAUUUUAUAA